UUUUCUCGUUAAAGAACUAAAUGACUAUAAACCUAGACCAAAAUAUAUGCGUUAAUUUCCCCUUUUCGACCAACAAGUUUUAACAUUUGUACAGUAAUGAGUAUUGGUGUAUAUGUACUAAGAAUUUAUGUUUGAAAGCAAUCAAGGAACACAUUAUAUUUUCCAAGUGUUUCAUAGGGAAUCACAGGAGCGGAUCCAGAUUUUUUUUUUUCAAAGGGGGUUUCUAAUUAAGAAGAUAUUUGAUUUUUUUGUUCUCGGGAGAAAUAGCAGUAUUUUUUUUUUUUACUGAUGAUAUUUCAAUUUGAACCCUUUAUAUUUGAAUUAAUGUCGUACUUAAGUUCAUGUAUGCACAAGGGAUCCAAUCUAAUUUCCUUUGCAAUCAUGUAUUUUCCUUUGCAACAAAUAAAAUGGCGGAGAUGAAGCGGAAACAGAAAAUGUGUCAGUGAUAAUUGUGUAAUUUUCGAAACAAUAGUGAUUAAGAUUGAUUCAUGAAUGUUCCGUUUCGGCGCGCCUAUUCCUUCUUUCAAAUGGGGAAAUUUUGCUGAAGUGAUUGACCUGAAGAUAAAAGAACCAUGGAAGUAAAAUCAGAGGCAUGUCGAUGUUGUUAGCCACAUGCAUUUAGCUAAGAUUGAUUAUUAGAUAUAAUUAUUGCAUUUUUUAAAGGUUUAUACAAUGCAUGAUUUUAUUAGUUACACAGUUAGUUAGUGACCUGAUACGGAAAAAUACAUGGUGUGAAAAGAAAACCCGUAUCGGGCGAGGCGAAGCCGAGCCCGAUACGGGUUUUCUUUUCACACCAUGUAUUUUUCCGUAUCAGGUCACUAACUGACUGUGUAACGAAUUUAUCACGUCGAAGACCUCUAACUGUAUAUGUGGGGGUCUAUAUCAUACAACUUAGUCAAAUGUCUUUCCUUUUGAAACGGCUGCAAGUCGAACCCGACGAUAAAUAAAAUUACUCGCCCAAUACGGAUUUUACUCGCAUGAUACGGUUUUUUUCACGGCGUCAUGUGACCAAGAUCUGACCAAUCAGAUUUCAACAAUUUUGUCUGAGGCGUGAUAAUAUACAAUAUUUGUCAUAUAUCACAAAUUUACUUUGCAACUUCGAUCCUUGGACAUGUUUUUGCAACAUUGUUAAAGAAUUGAUACUUAUACUUAAAGGUUAUCUUUCAAUAAAGUGUUAAAGUGAAGCAAGUAUUCGCAAUCAGUAUACAUUUUUCAUAAUUGAAAUCGCUAAAUACGUUCAGUAUACUAAUAUUAAAAGUGGUAUACUAUGCUCUCUCUCUCUCUCUCUCUCUUAUACAGUUUUUAAAAGUUGAAUAAAUGAAAGUUUACAAUAUUUGUCAUGCUUAGAUCCAAGACUUUUGAAGUUUUUGACAAAGGAACAUUUUAAGUUUUCUGUUUUCCUUGUCGUGAAUGUUGGACCUCAGGUACUUUCUGUACCCCCCCCCCCCCUUCUUGUAUUUUUGAAAGUUCAAAUCCUUGGGUAUUUUGGAGGUAUUUCUGAUAAAAUAUGUAACUUGAGAAUUUUUAUAUUUCAAUAAAAUACACAACUUUCGCACACAAACCGUUUUUAGAAAUAUCAUAUUACCGACCAUAACAUCGUUGCAAACAAAAGUUUGUAAAGGGUCCUUCUUGUUGUUUUAAUAAUGCAGUCAGCUUUUUAUAUUGUGUAAGUAUUUGUAGUUUACUUUUUGGUGCUAAAUAAUUUUUUGUGUUUUGCCUUUUUUAUGUAACUUUGUCGUCCUGAAAGCAUGACAUUUUUCCCAAAUGUAUGACUAAUCGCCGUUUCUUGCGAUGCGUGACAGUCUUAACCAAAUGUUACGAGUGCUGAUCGUAAGAGGUCUCGGACAUCCUGAAGGGGAUCCGGAACAACAAGACUGAACGGGGAGGUAGACACUAGGCUUAUAGUAGGCAUUCCGAACAAAUGACUUGUACAAGUGGAUCUUCUAGUUGGUACAGUGAUUGGUGUUGUAGAUCAUGUUGCGUACAGCAAGGAAAAUAUUUUAAGAACGUCAUAUUUCAUGAAGUGAAAUAGAUCUAUUGGUGUAAGACUUUGACGUCGGUAACAACUGGCUGACCUCGGACUAACGCUUGUACUGCAGCCUUAUUCAGGACACCCAGUAUUAGUGACAGCCCUUCAACCACUGCACACACUGUAGAGCCUUAUUCAGGCAGACACUGUGAGCAGUAAAGUCCAGUACGCAGGACAGACGGAUUAUGUGGCUAGCCUUUAUCUGAUCGACCUCGACAGUGGCAGGCCUCUUACUACUAAGAUGCACACUAUGAAUGUCUCCGGAAAUUCGUCAGUUCACAGACACAGCCUUGAGAAACUGGAGUACUCGGAAUUCAUCGCAGAAUAUCUUCCUAUAUUCAUAUAUCUUUUGAUCCUUGGAGUGAUUGGUACUUUUGGGAAUUUACACGUUCUGGUUGUAUACUCCCAACGCUACAAACCGUCAAAUCAUCGGAUAUUCAUCUUAUGGUUAGCGACUGUUGAUCUCUUCUCAUGUACUAUCAGUAUUCCAUUUGAAAUGUACGAUAUUAGGUACAGAUAUACAUUCACGGCUUCCUGGGCUUGCAAGAUAUUCCGUUUUCUGAACCACGCCGCCAGUGUCUCCUCGGGAUUUCUUCUUGGAUUAAUUGCAUUAGAACGUUUUCGAAAAGCUUGUCAACCUACCAAAAGCCAAAUGACACUAAAACAAGCAAAAAUAGCAUGCAUUGUCAUACUAUUGAUCAGUUCUUUUCUGGCUGUACCCGCUGUUGUGAUUUACGGUGCCAACGUGUCAGAAACGUUUCAUCCGGGCAUCUUAGGAUCAGAUUGCACAAGUUUGAGUAAAUAUAAAGUUUACUUUAGAAUAUACAGCGGAUCGUUGUUGCUUUUCUCAACUACUGUGUUUGUUGUGUGUAUCAUUAUCUAUAUUUUUGUUGGAAAAGUACUUUAUAGGCAAAUGCAAUUUCGCAAGAAAGCACAACUACGAAGAAAUAAACUGAAUGCGUUGUCGUCGUUUUCAUUGAGCGCUCAUUGUUCAACAACCAAAUUAGCAAACUUGGGAUCCAUGGCUUCUCUAGAUAAAGUUGAAAUUGAAGAUGAUCCAUCUAGUCUCAAUGAACAUUCGAGGGUAAAUAAGUAUCAUUCCGGAAAUGGUGAACCACAUAUUCAGAAAAGAAAAACCAAAAUCAAUCGUUCUAGAAGAAUCACGCUAAUGUUUCUAGUAGCAACAAGUGUAUCGUACCUUGGUUACCUUCCCAACACAGUGUUUUCAGUUAUAAAGGCACUCGACACCGUGACAUUCAAUGGCAUAGCAAUGUGGCUUGGUGCUUCUGUUUUCAUUCUUCUCCGUUUAUAUUUCAUAAGCAAUAUCACUAAUCCAAUAGUGUAUAGCUUUAUGGAUGAGAGAUUUCGAGAGGAGUGUUGCAUUUAUUACCGCAGACUCAAAACAUUGGUGAGCCGUAUCAAAAAUAAUAAUUGAUUGUUCGAUAUAAGUACUUACAUCAGUCAUCCUCUAGAAAUGGUUCCAAUUUCAUGGAAGCAAAAUGGCUAAAAAUCAACCUCAAUAUAUCUUAAAAUUGACACUCGAUAUCUAAAGUUUAGCCUUAUGUUGACCUGAAUUCAAAAUUUUACCCAAAGGAAAUGUACGGAUGUGAAGAUAUUUUGCUUCAAGUUUUACUGCUGAAAAUAUCAACACGGAUGACUGUCUACUUGCGCUUCUACUGAUCAUAAUUCUGUAUAGAACCAUUGCUUGGUGUAUUUAUACAUGUAAUAAUACUAAUGAAUAGGUACCAAAUGACACUAUUCCUGGCCAUUUAACCGACAUAACCCGAAGGAAAAGGAAAUUGACUAAUUAAUCAUCAUUCAUCUUUUUAUUCGGAAAAUUUCAUAAUAUACAAUUUUACGGGACUUUCGACAUACGGAUCCACUCUGACUUUUAUUGCGCGUUGAACGUAAUUUUUCCAGAUUACAAUAAUUACUAAGUAAACAAGCAUGGAAUACUUCAAUUGCUAUCAAAUUAUUGUAUCAAAAUGCUAUUUUUCAAAAAAGGAAUCACUACAACCAUUUAUAGGGAAAUGCAUUUGAUUAAAUUAUGCGAGUUGGCGAGGAAAACAAAUCUAGGGAAUAUCUUGAGGAUAUCGGUAGAACUUCACGCCUUCCAUCCAAUGAUACGCGUCUUAAUGCGCUUUUUUCCUUCCAUCCAAUUUACACUCAGGUACUAAGCACCAACAGUGACUUGGAUCGUCAUCGUGGGACUGCGCAUAGCACUUUACGGACCGUCUUCUAGUUGUAUCGAUGUCAACUUUGCCCUACAAUUGCUUACUAUCACGUGACCGUGGUGUAUAAACGUCAGGUCUAAUCGGUCGUUCCGGCACAUCCGGAAAGUUCCGUCAGAAAGCAGAAUUCUGAAGAAGAAAACUUAGGCUUCUUAAAAACAAAAUCACAGCCACAAAUCCAACCGGCCUAUAUCAUUAUGACCGACCCCCAUUUAAGAUUAUUUUAUAGUUGGAAAGUAGGUUUAUGAUCAUGAUUAAAAUAGAUAACGGAGAGAAACCCUCUUUAUAGAACCGAAUGGCCGGUGAACAAACACUUUUUUUUAGCGAUGACUAUGCUUACAAAUACUACUUUUUUCCUUUGUUGAUCUUUUUCAAAAUACGUAUUUCUUUGGGUUUUUGUUGUUGUUUGGUUGUUAUUGUGCUGUUCUUUUCUUCUUAUUUUUUUCUUUCCUUUUUUUUCUUCUUCUCCCUCUUAUGUCUUUCUAUGUUUGUCAGAGAACGUUUUGAAAGGACAUUAAAAAGCAGCUUCUCAAACUAUUCGAAAAGACACUAAAAGGCAUAUUCUCAAAACCUUGACUGAAUUAAAGCAAACAAAUCUUAAACAAAUUAUGUCUUACCUCAGUAACAAAGUGUCAAUUCCAUCACGUUAAGAGACAAAAAUAAGGUUUUAGAUUCAAGUUUAUAUGUAAUGUUAAUCUGAAUUACAUAAUGUAGCAUCCAAAACACGAGCACCAUGUAAAUGUAUAUUAUUAACUGAUUUAACAAGAUAAUCUUCAAAACAACCAUGUUAAUUUCUGAAUUCUAAUUCAAAUUUUUCAUGAAUUCAGAUGAGAGAUAAAAAAAUAGUUUAAGAAAUUGGUAAUACUAUUUAUCAUUAAAAAAACAACCCCACACACGUUUCAUUCAGUCUAAAUUAAACGUCGUAUAAACUGGGGGAAAUCGACAAAUGACCGAAAAUGUAAACGAUGUUUGUAUUCAUCAAGAUAGACCUAACUGACACAUGCAGCUAGAUUCCUGAUUAUAAAUACAUGUUACAGUUCUAAGUCGGGGGAGACAGGGCGACAACGGGUUAAUUUAUAAAAAAAAAAACUAAAGCGAGGAUCUUUUAUUAGGCAUAAUAAUGACAUUUUCGACAUGCAUGAUUCAAAAUAUCAUCACAAUCAUCAUUCUAGAGUACUGAAAGAUUUCAAAAUUGGUCCAAAAAACAAAUCAUAAUUAAGUCGUUCUAUAUAACUACGUUAGCGACAUCGGAAAAUGCCGGUAUCUCGCUAAAUGACAUGGCUUUUUCAAAUGCAUCUUACACAAAAGGUACCACACCUAUUAAAAUUCGUGUUAUCUUUCCUAGAUUAACACAAUAGAAAGUUUGUAAACAUAUAAUUGAAAAUAAAAAUGAAUACUGAUGAAAACCUAGCGACAGCCUAUUUUUGCAAUUGGAAUCAUUUCUGAAAAAUGGCAGAUAAGUGUCCUACACUGUAUCAUUUAUUUAUGUACUACAUAAUAUUGAGCCGUUCCUAGCAAAAAAAACUCCAACAAUGUUUUUCAAAAAACGUCAUAAUGCAAGAACGUGACGUAAUUUUUUGAAUAUUUGUAAAGAAAAAGGUCACGAUUACCAAUCACGAUUUGGUUGUCAUCUUUGAUUGACCGUAAUAUCUUAACGACAACCAAUAUUGCUCUAAUAUUUUAAGGGAUUGUUCUCUAUAGUUCACAUUUUAGCACUAAAAUACUUAAGGACCCUUUUUGCUAGGAUGUAUGAAGUUUUAGAUGUGUUUUUUUUCUUAUGUACUUUUUAGCAAUAAUACAGCUAGUCUUCAGAUUAUAACUUGAUAUACAACCUAUAAACAGUUUUCUCGAUCGAUCGAUAGACUCGACUGCAAAUAACUCCUUGAUGAAAAGGUGGAGAUAACGAACAGUGAUCAAUCUGAUAAUUCCUAUAAAGAAUACAAAAUUAAGAGUAGGACAAACACGAACCCUGGAAACACCAGAGGUAGGAUCAGGUGUCUAGGAGGAGUAAGCACACCCGCCAUGAGCCAUAUAUCUUGAUCAGGUAAACGGAGUAAUCGGCCGUAGUCAAAAUCAUUAUAAUAAGAACAAUUAGCAGUUGUCCUACUUAGCCUAAACUAAAACUAAAUACUUUUCCAUGACGUUGUGCAGGACAAUUUCUGUGCUAUGGACAGUUACGUGGUAAAUAUAAUUAUUAUCUGUUGAUUUACCUUUACUUGUUACGUGCUGAAUUUCAAUGCAUCUUUAAUUUUACAAAACUUUGGUAAUUGCAAAAUUUUAUGUAAUUUUCUCUGUUAUGAAGGGUAUUAUUGUUUUCAUAUUAUGAUAACUGUCAAUGUUUUAUGCUCAUAUAUUUAGCUUUGUGUAUCUUAAAAAAAUAAAUAGCAGCUAAUUUCA
Ostrea edulis (European flat oyster) is the source of this 6657-nucleotide messenger RNA. RefSeq names its product cholecystokinin receptor type A-like. The transcript has 3 exons. Lineage: Eukaryota; Metazoa; Mollusca; Bivalvia; Ostreida; Ostreidae. Gene Ontology annotation, cellular component: membrane. Gene Ontology annotation, biological process: neuropeptide signaling pathway. Bases 2271 to 3464 code for a protein of 397 amino acids. The record is from RefSeq and is a predicted model, not a curated record. Gene Ontology annotation, molecular function: neuropeptide receptor activity.